AUGUACUCACAACACCCGGCCAUUGCGCCUCAGAAACCUGAGACGUUUAUGCUGAGCACCGAAGCCCAGCAGGCUCUUCCCCAUGAUGCCCAGGUCGCCCUCCAGCAAGUCGACAACCUCAAGUACUUCCUCAUCUCCGCCCCGGUCGAUUGGCAGCCGGAUCAGUACAUUCGACGCUUCCUCCUGCCGACGGGCGAAUAUGUCUCUUGCAUCCUGUGGAACAACCUCUUCCACAUCUCGGGCACUGACAUUGUGCGAUGCCUCUCUUUCAGAUUCCAGGCCUUUGGCCGCCCUGUCAAGAACUCCAAAAAGUUCGAGGAGGGAAUCUUCUCCGAUCUCCGAAAUCUCAAGUCAGGAACUGACGCCUCCCUGGAGGAACCAAAGAGCGCUUUCCUCGACUUUCUCUACAAAAACAACUGCAUCCGUACCCAGAAGAAGCAAAAGGUUUUCUACUGGUACAGUGUGCCCCACGACCGCCUCUUCUUGGAUGCUCUGGAGCGAGACUUGAAGCGGGAGAAGAUGGGCCAGGAAGCCACUACUGUCGCUGUUAGCGAGCCCGCGUUGUCCUUCCAGUACGAUUCGUCGCAGUCGCUCUACGAGCAGCUCACCAAGAGCCAGCAGGCCAACUCGUCCUCCUUCAGUGCUCAGCAGUCUUCUUUUCACCCCAGCCAGUCCACCUCCCCCGUCAUGAGGGCCAUGGACUCGAUGCCUCCCCCGAGCAUCAUUCCCAACACAAUGGCCCCUUUGUCUGAGAGCAUGGACUCCAUGGUCUCCUACGACACCAUGGCCAUGGCUCCCGCCGUCCCCCAGCAGGUUGCGGCAGUCAAGAGGGAGGCUGACUUCACCCGUGUCCACUACAACCAGAAUGGUAUCCCCAUUACACACAGCCACCACCGUCAUUCCUCGAUGCCUGCCUACGGCCUGGAGUACUCGCCUGCUCCGUCCUUUGUGUCUUCGGGCUACGAGGAUUACAGCAACCGAGGUUUGUCAUUUGAGCCCAUCACUCCUCCUCAGCAGGCCCUCGGCAUCACUGCCGAGCCCGCCUACAUUGCCAACGAGGAGACUGGACUCUACUCUGCCAUCCCCGAUCACCUCUCCGGCAUGUCAGGUCUCGGCGGAAUGGUCCAGAUGCCAUCCCACCUUUCUGGUCCCCAGUUCCCUCGCUCUUACGGCGCAAAUAACAUUUACUCCGUCAUCGAGGGAUCUCCCACCUAUAAGCAGCGAAGACGCCGCACCUCCAUCCCCACCUCAAUGUCUGCGAUUGCACCUACGUCAACUCCGUCUGCCCCUCACAGGCCCUCGGAUCUGCGUCGGUCAGUCUCUGUCUCCAUGGGACCCGUCGUUGAGGGGGAUGAGUCCACCGGCAACUCGCCUUCCAGCAUGGUGUACCCCUCCCAGCACAAGGAUCUCAUGGACAUCUCAAGACAUGGCAGCCCCGCUGUUCACCCCAUGGCUCUCCAGCACGACUUUUCCCACAUCAGUGAUGACAUCUCUGGUGACCGUUCCAUGAUGGCUGGUGGCAUUGUCCGACGUGCCCGAUCAGCUACUGUGAUGGAGCUGGGUCCUUAUCCUCACAAGUCUCACAGCUGCCCAAUUCCCACUUGUGGCCGCCUGUUCAAGAGACUAGAGCACCUUAAGAGACACGUCCGAACGCACACUCAAGAGAAGCCUUACAUUUGCCCUCACUGCAGCAAAGCUUUCUCUCGAUCAGAUAAUUUGGCGCAGCACAAGCGUACUCACAGCCGCGAGGAUGGUGGCGAGGGCUCAUUGAAUCUCUCUGCCGAGGAGGAGGAGGAGUUUUCCGGCGAGGAGCAUCUUGGAUCUGUCGAGGAGGCGUCACCCACAUCAGAAUCAGCCUUUGUCCCUGGCUCGAUCAAUGCCGUCGCUACCAGCGGCACCGUCACUCCUCAGACCACUAUGACUUCCAGCCAUAGCUUCAACAGCCUCCAAACCCUCAGCAUGCCCAUGACCAUCAGCCAACCCACCCCCAUCAAUGCUGGAGGUGCUAUGUAACGCGUUUUUUUUUCUUUAUCUGUUCUUUCCAUAUGAUCUUUAUAUUUCUUUUAUUUCCUUUUCUCUAUUUGCGUCAUGAUACAUUUUCACGUUCUAUGGAUCUCGGUUUCGGGGAUUUCAUGUUUUGUUUCUUGAUAUCAUUUCUUCUCGAUCUCUCACUUAUUUACCCCUUUCUUUAUGCGUCUUAUGCUCGGAUUGUCCUUUUCUAUUUACGGCUGCAACAACAGAUUUGCUCUUUAUACACAUUGGCUCGGGGCCGACUUCAGCAGAGUAGCAUCUGCUGUUUUGGCUCUGGACGAAAACGAAGAGAAGGGGCUUGCAUGUGACAGGAGUGAAAAUGACGCCAUCUGUAUAUAUAUAUUAUAUACUAUUUAUUCUUUCAAUGUCAGAUUAUAAAGGGGGCUUCUCGUGGAAGGAAUUACCACUAAGGGGGGCUUCCUUUGUGUUAGUGUUGCGGUGUAGGAAUCAAUCAAUAGACAUGAAAAAACAGUUUCUAUUUACUUUUGCG
Messenger RNA from Trichoderma virens Gv29-8, 2521 nucleotides. RefSeq names its product STE12-like protein. Gene Ontology annotation, molecular function: DNA-binding transcription factor activity. Gene Ontology annotation, cellular component: Tec1p-Ste12p-Dig1p complex; nucleus; Ste12p-Dig1p-Dig2p complex. NCBI's taxonomy places the organism in Eukaryota, Fungi, Ascomycota, Sordariomycetes, Hypocreales, Hypocreaceae. The record is from RefSeq and is a predicted model, not a curated record. The coding region runs from base 1 to 2013 and encodes 670 amino acids. Gene Ontology annotation, biological process: sexual reproduction; regulation of DNA-templated transcription. The transcript has 3 exons.